Molecule: messenger RNA, 1593 nt
Organism: Naegleria gruberi
Lineage: Eukaryota; Heterolobosea; Eutetramitea; Acrasida; Naegleriidae
Exons: 3
Coding region: 1-1593 (530 amino acids)
Biological process (GO): glutathione metabolic process; cellular response to oxidative stress; cell redox homeostasis
Cellular component (GO): mitochondrion; cytosol
Molecular function (GO): glutathione-disulfide reductase (NADPH) activity; flavin adenine dinucleotide binding; thioredoxin-disulfide reductase (NADPH) activity
Source: RefSeq, a predicted model, not a curated record
AUGAAUUUAGGAGGCGCAACCAACAAACAAGAAAUUCCCGCCCAUUUUGAUUACAUUGUGAUUGGAGGAGGUUCUGGCGGGCUUUCUCUCUCCAAGCAAUUAUCAAGUUUAUCAUCGAAGGAAACUAGAAUUUGUUUAUUAGAUUAUCGGGAUCCUUCUUCUCAAUGGUUGAGAGAAAGAAAUGGAAAGUUGAAUGGAUGGAUGUGGCAAUUAGGUGGAACAUGUGUUAAUGUUGGAUGUAUUCCAAAGAAAUUGAUGCAUAAUUCGGCAUUGAUUGGAGAGGGAAUUAAUCAUGAUGCUGAAUAUUUUGGAUGGAAUGAUGGAAAGCAGGAAGGAAAAUUGAGUGGAAAACAUGAUUGGAAAACACUUGUUGCAAAUGUACAGCAAUAUAUCAAGUCAUUGAAUUUUGGAUAUAGAACCAGUGUGACUCAAACCUAUGCAUUUGAUAAUGAAGAUCCAUCUUUAAAGAAAUUAUAUUAUUUGAAUAUGAAGGGAAGAUUUGUGGAUGAUCAUACGUUGGAAUUGACUGAUCCUAGGAAGGGAAUUACAAAAACUAUUAGUGGAAAGGUGAUUAUUUUGAGUGUUGGUGGAACACCAAAUAUUCCACAAGACGUUCCAGGCGCUACAGAGUAUGCAAUCACUUCAGAUGAUAUAUUUUCAUUGAAGGAAGAACCUGGAAAAACUCUCGUGAUUGGAGCUUCAUACAUUGCCCUAGAAACUGCAAGUUUCCUCAAAGGAUUAGGAUAUGAGAGUAGUGUCAUGAUGCGUUCCAUUCCAUUGAGAGGAUUCGACCAGGAGUGUGCCUGGAAAGUUGUGGAUGGAAUGAAAGAAAGAGGUGUAAAAUUCUUGGAACAGUGCAUUCCAGUGAAAAUUGAAAAAUCUUCAGACCACGAAACAACAGGCGAAUAUACAGUUCAUUAUAAGGAUCUUUCCACUCAACAAGUUUAUACUGAAAAUUACAAAACCAUCAUGUUUGCAGUUGGAAGGAGAGCUGUCACUAAGGAGUUGAAUAUUGAUUUGGAUAUGGACGAAAGUGGAAAAAUUAUCGUCUCUGACAAUGAACAAACAUCAAAGAAGCAUAUCUAUGCCAUUGGAGAUUGUAUUAAUAAAAAAACUGAACUCACACCUGUUGCAAUUAGGGCUGGUAAAUUAUUAGCCAGUCGAUUGACCAACAAGGGUACCGAAUUAAUGGAUUACGACAAUGUUCCAACGUCGAUAUUCACUCACCCUUAUGAAUAUGGAUGUUGUGGACUUUCUGAAGAGGAAGCUGUCCAAAGAUAUGGCGAAGAUGAUAUUGAAGUGUACAUUUCACUUUAUUCUCCAAUAGAACAUCAAUUAUCUCACAGAGAUACCAACAAGACUUUCAUGAAAAUCAUUACUCUAAAAUCAGCCAAUGAAAAGGUUAUUGGAUUCCACUAUGUUGGAGCUAAUGCUGGCGAAAUAACUCAAGGAAUUGCUGUUGCCAUCAAAGCUGGAGCAACAAAAGAACACUUUGAUAAUACAAUUGGAAUUCACCCUACAGCAGCUGAGGAAAUGACCCUUCUCUCAAUAACCAAGAGAUCAGGAAACAGUGCUGAAAAAGAUGGAUGUUGA